AUGAGCAGCAACAACCAAGUCUACGUCGAUAUGGCCCACGUCAGCGGUGAAAAGCUGCUGCUCGACGUGCCGAAAAUGAACCUCGAGUGGCGCCACAUCAGGAAGACGGUGCUGGUCAAGCCACCGGGCGCCAAGAGCAGCGUCGACAAGGUCGUCCUUAAUGACGUGAGUGGCUCGGCGAUGGCUGGCGAGUUUGUCGUGCUCAUGGGUCCGUCCGGCGCCGGCAAGUCGUCGCUCCUCGACGUCAUCUCGGGUCGCCAGCCGUCGACGUCCGGGUCCGUGCUCGUCAACGGCGCGCGCUGGUCCAAGGCGACGGCCAAGCAGGCAUCGUACGUCAUGCAAGAUGAUAUCUUUUACGAGACGCUCACGGUCGAAGAGCACCUUUUAUUCCAAGCCGAGCUCCGCAUGGGCAAGCACUUUGACGCGGCGCAGCGGCAGGCGCGCGUCGAGUUUGUGCUGCGCGAACUUGGUCUCGUGAAAUGCCGCAACGCGCAAAUCGGCGGCGACAAGAUCCGCGGCAUCUCGGGCGGCGAGCGCAAGCGCCUGAGCUUCGCGACCGAAAUUCUGACCAACCCGUCGCUGCUGUUUGCGGACGAGCCGACCUCGGGUCUCGAUUCCGUCAUGGCCGAGUCGGUCGUUUUGCAGCUCCAAAAGCUCGCGCGCGAAGGGCGCACGGUCAUUGCUACCAUCCACCAGCCGUCGUCCGAGCUCUACCCGCUCUUUGACAAGCUCUACUUGCUCUCGGACGGCGAGACCGUCUACAACGGCAAGGCGUCCGACGCCGUCUCGUAUUUCGCCUCGCACGGCUACCCAUGCCCGAGCUACAUGAACCCGACCGACUAUUUCAUGAAGCAGAUCGUCGCGCUCGAGCCCGAGGCGAAAGCACGCGUCCAGUCGCUGGUCAAGGCGUGGAAACUCCAAUCGGCUGGCACAAAAUCCGAUCUCGAUGGCAUGCUCGAGGCGACGGACGACGGUGCAACGUACGAAGCAACGCACCUCGGGCUCGCCGGGCAGCUCCGCGUGCUCUGCAAGCGCAACGUAACGCGGCUCGUUCGCGACAAGAUCGCGUUUGGUGCGCGCGUGGGGCAGACCAUCUUUACGUCGGUCUUUGCGGGCCUUAUCUUUUGGCAGCUCGAGCUCUCUCAGACCAGCGUCCAGUCGUUCACGGGCGCGCUCUUCUUCGUCUCGAUCAACCAAAUGUUUGGCGCCGCAACGCCAGAAUUCAUCGCAGUGCCCUCGGAGCUCCCGCUCAUGAAGCGCGAGUACGACUCGGGCAUGUACCACGCGUGGGUGUGGUAUCUCGCCAAGAACGUCAGCGAGCUCGCCUUUCAGAUCGUAUUCCCGUUGCUCUUUUUGGUGCCUGUCUACUUUAUGGUCGGCUUUGGUGCCUCGGAUGCGACGCUCUUCUUCUCCAUGUACGUGUUCAUCGCGCUCAUCACGAGCGUUGCGACAGCGCUCGGCUACAUGGUGUCGUGCGUUGCCAAGAAUGCGGACGUCGCCAACAUUCUCGGCAUUCUGCUCUUGCUGCCGUGCGUCAUCUUUGGCGGCCUCUUCCUCAACUCGGACGACAUUCCUGUGUACUUAAAAUGGGCCGAGUUCCUCACGCCGCUCAAGUACGGCUUCCGCGGCAUGAGCCGUGCCUUCUGGAACACGAUUCACUCGAUUCCGUGCGAAGCGGGCAAGAUCUGCACCGCCUCGAACGGUGUCGAUGUGCUCAAGAGCCUCUCGCUCAACGACCAUACCAUGCUCUACGACGUCAUCUUCCUCCUCUGGAUCAACGCGCUUUAUCGUCUCAUCGGUCUCGCGGCGCUCUACAACAAGGUCUACAAGCGCAACUAGAGAAACGAAAA
Molecule: messenger RNA, 1850 nt
Organism: Saprolegnia diclina VS20
Lineage: Eukaryota; Oomycota; Saprolegniomycetes; Saprolegniales; Saprolegniaceae
Exons: 1
Coding region: 1-1839 (612 amino acids)
Cellular component (GO): membrane
Molecular function (GO): ABC-type transporter activity; ATP hydrolysis activity; ATP binding
Source: RefSeq, a predicted model, not a curated record